AUGGGCAUCAGCGUGCACCCCACGCGCCUGCGGGCGCUGAACGGCGCUGCUGCCGAUCCCGCCGGCAGAUUCAUUCUGUAUUGGAUGAGCCAAUCAGUGCGCACGCGGCACAACCCGGCAUUGGCCCACGCCGCGGUCAGUGCUGCGCGGCUCAAGCUGCCGCUGCUGACAGCAUUCGUGCUCGACGAAUCCCAGCCGUACUUAAACAAACGGCACUACGCUUUUCUGUUCGACGGGCUGAGGGACGUUAAGAAGAGGCUGGAGGGGAAAGCGCUGGAUUUUUUGGUGGUGAGGGGGAAAUCUGUUGAGAUCGUGCCCAAAAUGGCAGAAAGGGGAGCUGCUGCGGUGGUUACUGAUUGUGGGUACUUGAGAUGGGGGAGGGAGGUAAGGGAACAAGUGGGAAGGAUUGUGGGAGUUGAGAUGACUCAGGUAGAGGGGGAUGUUGUAGUUCCUGUUGAGGUGGCCAGUGAUAAGCAGGAGUGGGCGGCCAGGACGAUCCGGCCGAAGAUUCAUCGGCAGAUGGAGACCUACUUGGGGAGCAAGGGGGAGGAUUGGAGUGUUGAUUUGGGGGAAAUAAUCAAUGAUAAAUUGAAGAAUGGGGAAAAAGUGAUUGAUUUGGAGGAGAUUACUCGGGGCUUUGAUGUGGUCGAUGUGGAGGAUGGGUUUGAGGGGCUCAAGAGGGGGUUGGAGGUGGAUUGUGUGCCCAGGGUUGUGGGGUGCAGGGGAGGGGAGGAGGAGGCCGAGCGCGUGCUGGCCGAGUUCCUGGAGGGGAAGCUCGGGGGGUAUGCGGAGGGUCGCAACGAGCCGGCCAAUGACAUGCAGAGUGGCCUGAGCCCCUACCUCAGGUUUGGCAACAUCAGCGCAGUGCACGUUGCGCGGAGGGCGUUCGCUGCCUCGAGCAAGAGGACCAAGGCUGGGGUGGACUCUUUUACAGAAGAGCUGAUUGUGAGGCGAGAGCUUGCUGUGAACUUUGUGUUCUACGCAAAGCAUGUGUAUGACAGCUACAGCUGCUUGCCAAACUUUGCUAAAACGACACUGGAGGAGCAUGAGGGGGACAAACGGAAAUACAUCUACACGUAUGAGGAAUUUGAAGCUGGCUGCACACAUGAUGAGUACUGGAAUGCUGCGCAGAUGGAGAUUGUGGUGACUGGGAAGAUGCAUGGAUACAUGCGCAUGUAUUGGGCCAAGAAGAUAUUGGAAUGGACUGAGAAGCCGAGAACAGCGAUUUCGUAUGCGAUUCGCCUGAACAACCGCUGGGGCUUGGACGGUGAGGAUCCCAACAGCUAUGCAGGGAUAUUAUGGUGCUUUGGGCUGCAUGACCAUGGAUGGACGGAAAGGGAGAUAUUUGGAAAGGUGAGGUACAUGAAUGACAGUGGGCUGAAGCGAAAGUUCAACAUGGGCGCGUACAUCAAGAAGGUUGGAGAACUUGUGAAGAAGCAUGGUCUGCCUCCAGAAUUGGAGGCUGUGCAGAAAAGAGGUGGGGGUCAGAAAAGAAUAACUGACUUGUUUGAAGGUGGAGCUGGUGGUGGGUCCAAGAAGAAGCAACGCAAGAAGUAG
Messenger RNA from Ostreobium quekettii, 1557 nucleotides. Lineage: Eukaryota; Viridiplantae; Chlorophyta; Ulvophyceae; Bryopsidales; Ostreobiaceae. The record is from the annotation of a GenBank genome assembly.